GUCGUGUGUAUCUAUUGGUGUGCUGUUUUCCGACCCUUUAGCUUCUGGAUCUCGCGUUCAUGAGGUUGUAUUGAAGAGAGAGCAUAGAGACGGAAUACACCCAGGACUUUGCCGGCUGUGUACAGCCAUUGCAUUCGUAGCUUAGAUCUUGUGGACACUGGGCGAGAUGGCGCGGGGGCGAAGCUGCGCCGCCGUUGCGUUAGCUCUGGCAAGCGUACUGCUGUUCACUGCGGCGGAGUUGAACGCGCCGGGUACAACCGGAGUACUCCAAGCUUCGAUCGGAGGAAAGCGAACGCUUGUUCUCGCUGACGGGCCGCAAAUCCAGGACAGUCACUCGAUGUUUUUCUCUGCUCUGGAGGCACGAGGACACGAGUUGGCCUUCCGGUUCGCGGGGUCGGCAGAUGUGCCCCUUACCUCCUUCGGGGAGCGUGAGUUUGACAACCUGGUGUUGCUGGCGCAGUCGCUCUCUGGAGCAGUGGAAAAGGGAAGCAAGGCGGUCACGGUGGCGGAUAUCAUGGAGUUCAUCGAGGAUGGCGGAAACGUGCUGAUGGCUGGGGGGGACAGCAUGGGCACGCUUUCUCGGUCGGUUGGGGCCUUGUGUGGAGUCGACUUUGACCCUCAAGGCUCUAGAGUGGUCGACCAUUUCACCGCGGUGAAGGAUGAGCAGCUGGGGGAGCUUGAGGGCCGAGGCGUAUACGCAAAUACGGCUAUCAAGGGCGAGGUCGCGGCUGACAAUGCUUUAUAUCUCGGGAGCUACAGCGCUGGCAGGGAUGGGGCGGUAGUGUUUAGCGGAGUUGGACAUGAGGUUGACGACGAAAACUACCUCGCCACAAAGGUCCUAACCGCCUCAGGAACGGCGUACUCUGCAGACCCGACCAACUCCAUAGGCAAAUUUCCUGAAAAUGCUGGUCGAGACACCCUUCUCGUCUCUGCCGUGCAAGCAAGAACAAACGCGCGCAUGCUGUUCACCGGGUCUCUGGCAAUGUUUAGCAACAGGUUCUUCACGCUACCAGAGGCGGGGAACAACGUGUUCUGCUCUGAAAUCAGCAAGUGGGUUUUCGCAGAAAGAGGGAUUCUUCGGGCGUCCAGCAUCACACACACUCGCCAAGAUGGCUCAGAUGCGGAGCUCCUCCUGAAGCAGAAAGAGCGACGCGAUCUGCCCAUGUCGCUCUUUCCCGAGCCGGAAAUCGCCAAGAACUCUCAGGUGUACCGCGUGAAAGACAACGUGACAUACUCCGUGGUGAUCGAGGAAUUCGACUCGGAGAAGGGCGGGUGGAGACCGUACACUGCGGAAGAUGUUCAGAUGGAGUUUGUGAUGCUGGACGCGUACGAGAGGAUUACGCUUGAGCCGGGCGCGAGGGGGCUCUUCAAGAAAACCUUUACCGUGCCGGACACGUAUGGUAUCUUCAAGUUCAGGGUGCAUUACAGACGGCCUGGGUACACUGUCCUGUCCUUCUCGACCCAGGUGUCGAUCCGGCCCUUCACCCAUAGCGAGUACGAGAGAUUCCUCGUGGCAGCAUACCCGUACUACGCUUCCGCUCUGAGCGUGAUGGUCGGUUUCCUCAUGUUCUGUGCGGCGUUUCUAUACUCCAAGGACGAAGCUCCGUCCACAAAGGCGUCCCAAUAAUUAUGACGAAGGGUGCGUGGAGUUGUUGAUCGGGGGUGCUGCACCAUGUUAAAUAGGAUCUGAUUGGCUGUUGUGGGCACGGUACGGGUUGACCUCUAUGCCAUCCAGGUUUAUGGCAUGGUUUUUGAUCAACUCGCUGAUUGCGUGGGUGGAGUUGCCGUUUGACGAUUGGUAGUAGGGGCAUAAGUGGAGGAUUAAUUCAAAUCUGCGUGUGGAGUGUUUCUGUUUUAGCGGGUGUGCUAAAAUCUCUGAGAGAUGCUUCUGGGCCAGGCGCUCGCAUUUGCUUUUGUUUCUAGGUCCUCUAUUCGAGGGCAAAGUGUUUUGGGUGUGUGAGUGCAGGGGAUCGACCUGUUGCACUCGUAGAAAAUUCCCCCAAACCCUUCGAUGAUUGCAAGCAAGGAUGGGAAGCAGCCUAUUCAAUGAAGUUUUUGUCGGUUGUAUGAAUUUGAGCGCGUUGUUGCAGCAAUUUUUCGAACACGUUUGCUGUGAUUUGUAUCCGUGUGUUGUUCCUUGGUCUGUUGAACCAACACGCUUGCUUUCAUG
Molecule: messenger RNA, 2170 nt
Organism: Ectocarpus siliculosus
Lineage: Eukaryota; Phaeophyceae; Ectocarpales; Ectocarpaceae
Source: the annotation of a GenBank genome assembly